AUGGCUCAGCAGCAAAUCAGUGAAGAAGGGACAACUUUAGUUUCCCCACAUAAAGAUGCCAGAGAGUCGAAGGGUUCGAUGAUAUCUGCAUCUUUUAAUUUUAUCAACUCUAUUAUAGGAUCUGGAAUAAUUGGUUUACCGUACGCAAUGAACCAGGCAGGGCUGCCGAUCGGCCUUCUCCUUUUGAUUCUUGUUGCAGUCAUCACAGACUACUCAAUCGUUCUACUAAUAAAAGGAGGAAACCUGUCAGGGUCCAACAGUUAUCAGAUGUUAGUCCGAAAUACGUUUGGUUUCCCAGGAUUUUUGAUUUUAUCAGCUCUACAGUUCCUUUAUCCUUUCAUUGCCAUGAUCAGCUACAACAUCACAACCGGUGACACACUGACCAAAGUGUUUCAGAGAAUACCAGGAGUCGGACCGGACCACAUUCUUGCAGAGCGUCACUUCGUCAUCUUACUGUCCACCCUUCUCUUCACGCUGCCGCUCUCACUUUAUCGAAACAUAGAGAGACUCGGGAAGGUGUCCUUCCUGUCGAUGGUGCUGACGCUCUUCAUCCUCGUCAUCGCCGUCAUCAGAGCAGCAACUCUUGGAACCCAAAUCGUCCCUACAGAGAAUGCGUGGGUAUUUGCCAAGUGGAACGCCAUCCAGGCGGUCGGUGUGAUGUCUUUUGCCUUUAUUUGCCACCACAACAGCUUUCUGAUCUAUAACUCUCUGGAGCGGCCCACUUUAUCCAACUGGUCUCAGGUCACCCACAUCUCUGUGGGCUCGGCGCUGAUCAUCAGUGCUGCCUUUGCUGUUGCAGGAUACACAACGUUCACGGGCUACACGCAAGGAGACAUAUUUGAGAACUACUGCAGAGACGACAACCUGGCAACAUUCGGUCGCUUCUGCUUUGGCCUUAGCAUAAUAACCACGUUUCCACUCGAGUGUUUUGUUACGAGAGAGGUGUUAUCCAACGUCAUAUGCAGUCGUGAUCUUUCAAAAGUUGAACAUGUCGCUCUAACCACGCUCAUAGUUGCAGUCUGCACCGCCAUAUCUUUGGCUUAUGACUGCCUGGGAGUGGUUUUGGAACUGAACGGGGUUUUGAGUGCCACCCCUCUCAUCUUCAUCAUCCCAUCUGCGUGCUUCCUCAAGCUGUCCCCCGGCCGUUUGUUCCAAGGUGAAAACGUGGUUCCCUUCUUGUUGAUAAUAACUGGCUUGUUUGUUAUGAUCACUGGUCUGACCAUGACUAUAAUCUACCCUCAAGACUGCUCACAUGGUGUAGAGAUGUUCUACUGCGCAGAUGCCAACAUCUCCAGCACUGUGCCACCUUAA
This is a messenger RNA of Nematolebias whitei (Rio pearlfish), 1311 nucleotides long. It is a transcript of the gene slc38a11, whose product is annotated as solute carrier family 38 member 11. Lineage: Eukaryota; Metazoa; Chordata; Actinopteri; Cyprinodontiformes; Rivulidae. The transcript is spliced from 12 exons. The record is from RefSeq and is a predicted model, not a curated record. Gene Ontology annotation, biological process: amino acid transmembrane transport. Bases 1 to 1311 code for a protein of 436 amino acids. Gene Ontology annotation, molecular function: amino acid transmembrane transporter activity.